AUGGCGGGAGUGAACGGAGAUCGGAAAGGAAAGAAAGACGACAACGGACUCGGAUCGGCCAUCGACUUCGUGCUGUCCAACGCCAAGCUGGUGCUGGGGGUCGGGGGAGCCGCCAUGCUAGGCAUCGCUACACUCGCUGUCAAGAGAAUGUACGACCGAGCCCUUAGCGCUCCCUCCAGCCCUACGAAACCCAGCCAUUCAGGAAAGAGGAGCUGGGAGGAGCCGAGCUGGCUGGGGUCAUCGCCACGGACGUUGAACCACGAAAUGAAGCACAACGUCAGUCGCUCGCUGCAGACGCUACCCACGUCCUCCAGCUCGUUUCAGACUGAUUUUCCCCGAAGGACAGCCGGGCGUCCCGGCAGCAGCAAGAGCAGGAGCAGUAGUAAAGCGGCGCUGCAGCGGGGGCGGAUGCGUCUGUCCCUGCAGGAGCACCUGUGGGCAUUUUAUCACGAGCGUGCGAACAUCUCACCCGACGAACAACAGGCAGCUCGACAUGCCGCCCUCGACAUCCGAGCAGAACUACAAGCUUUCAUCCACACCAAAGUGCCAGACAUGCCGCUCCGGGACAUGUACCUUAGCGGCAGCCUCUACCACGACCUGCAGGUGGUGUCGGCAGACCACGCUCAGCUGAUGGUUCCUCUGAUCCUGGAGAAGAGUCUGUGGUCGUUCAUUCCCGGUGAGGAGACCAUCAUGAACGUUCCGGGGUUCUGGCUCGUGCGUCGUGAGAAUCUGGAGUACUUCCCCCGCGGCUCUAGCUACUGGGACCGCUGCCUAAUCGGCGGCUACCUCUCGCCCAAGAGCGUGCUGGAGGUGUUUGAGAAGCUGGUGACCGGGUGUAUGAACUGGCCGGCCAUCGGCAGCGCGCUGGGCUACGUGGUCCUUCCGGCCGUCCCGUCACAAACGGAGGCACUCACGCUUUCUCUGGAGGUGCAAUACGACUCCGAGCUCCGUCUCCACGUCGACUUUCUGCCUCUGCUCGUCUCGGAGGACGGCGUGUCUCUCGUCGCCAAACCACACCGCGAGCGAGAGAACCUCUGGAGGCAGAGUUUUUGGUCGGCGGAAACGACGAAGCUGCUGGCACUGGAUCGAGACGAUAACGGAUGCCGCUGCGUUUGCCUGAAAAUCGCCAAAGCCAUUUGCAAACUGAACCCGUCGCUGGCGCCACUGAACGCCGGCCACCUCGCCAACGCCGUGCUCCUGCUGAGCGAGAGCGAGCACGACUGGAGCCGCGGGGCGCUGGCCGAGCGUUUCACACAGCUCAUCCGUACUUUAGUGGGACACCUAGAGGCUGGGACGCUGCCCUGCAUCUUCGACCACAAAGUCAACCUGCUGUGUGAGCUCACGCCGAGAGAGGUUGAUGAACUCGGGUACACGCUGUACUGUUCGCUCUCAGACCCUGAGAGUCUGCUCAGGACUGUGUAACACACACACACAUUACAGGGUAAAACUUGAUAUUGCUACCAAACUUGUUAAUGCACCAAUUAAUUUAAUUGUGUGUGUGUGUACACAAACAUUUUACUGCGGAAAGAAUCUGCUGCUAUGCGUCAUCAGUGUUGAACAGGGCACCUCACACAAUCAUCUGCCUGUGCUUUAUGUUUCUACAGAACCAUUUACAUUCAUAAAACAGUGUGUGUGUGUGUUUGUUAGCAUGUUGAACAGUGUUGCUAAUGUAAGUGUAUGUGCUUUGAUGAAAAAUAAAAAAAAAAUAAUAAAAUGGCACUGAUGUCCUAAAACACAAGGCUCAUUCUUCAUAAAGCAGCCCAGGGCGGAGUCUCCGUCCCUGCCCUGAGAUUGAUUAUUUUCCUUAUUACAGUACCCCCAUGUGGAGUAACGCAAAAGAAACACAUUCGCAGGAGGUUGUGAGUUUGAUUCCCUAGUGACGCUACAACCAUAAGCCAGCUGCAGAGACACUGGUGGGAACUGGCUACCACUAAAUUUAGGAAACUGUUUAAAGAAAAUAUACAAAAAAUAAAUCACAAUGACAAAUCUUUUUACAUUUUAUCUGUUCAUAGUUAAAUAUUAGCAAAUUAGUUUGCGGAAGGCCAAAUUGUAAACUCCCCUGUCUUGAAAAUGUCGGAAAACUUGAUUUCAGUCUUACCUCUGACUGUUAGAAAUCACCGACAAUGGAGACUCCAUACAACUUACACAAAUUUAUUUUCACUUUUACAAAACGUCCCUGUAAACGUGCUUUUACUAUAUGAACAAUGGCGUAUCAGAACCAAACAGGAGCUGCUGCUUCCAAACAAUCAUGGCGCAAAACACAUCAGCGCUGUAAUGUAACUGAUGUAUAUUACACCUUUGUCAUUUUAUCACCUCAUAUAAAAUCUGUUUUUCUGCAAUGUUUAAUUUAAUCACUGUGACUUUUUCGGAAAUGAUGAUCAAAUUUGAUGAUGGCUUUAAAAUCCCAUGCUGCAUAAAUGUAGUACAGACUGAGAAGCUGUGAUGGAGGAUGGAAAUAUCUUAUGGUUAUGGAAGCAUGGCUGUAAUCUCUUCCACACGAGUCAGUUUAAACUGGAAAUCUUGUGUUGAAGCUCAGAUUUGUUAUUAUAAUAUUUUAUUCUAAAAUGAAACAUUAGUGUGUUUUUAGAAUUAAAGGCUGAAAAUUAGACUGUAUUCAUUGAAAAGAAUUAAUAAAUAAAAGUCCUUUACCGAAAUAGUAGCAUAAUGAUGUUACUACCUGCAUUUAGACAGAGUGUGUAUAUUUUUGGUACUUUCCUGUGGUUUUUAUUUUGUUGAUUAUUUGUUGAGGGCCAUGUCACUCAGAUGACCUUUAGCAAAUGAUAAAUCACUGUAAAAAUAAAUAAAGUGUAAGAAAACUGUGUGUAUGAGACUAAAGUACACCUGGACUGUUUGUCACCUGAGACUAUAUACAGAUUUAUUUAACUCAAGAAAUGAAUUAUUUAUGUAUAAUAUGAUUAUGAUGAUGAUACGAGUACACUGCACCCUGUUGUAAUGUCUCUGGUGAUGUAUUAAAAUAAGA
Messenger RNA from Clarias gariepinus (North African catfish), 2980 nucleotides. It is a transcript of the gene mief1, whose product is annotated as mitochondrial elongation factor 1. The record is from RefSeq and is a predicted model, not a curated record. The coding region runs from base 1 to 1422 and encodes 473 amino acids. Lineage: Eukaryota; Metazoa; Chordata; Actinopteri; Siluriformes; Clariidae. Gene Ontology annotation, biological process: mitochondrion organization; positive regulation of mitochondrial fission. The transcript has 4 exons. Gene Ontology annotation, cellular component: mitochondrial outer membrane.